AUGAGCAUCAUGCAUCAAGGGCUUAUGAAUAUUAGAUAUUCUAAAUCUGAUAGCUUUAUUACCAUUGAUUCAUUGAGAGGUUCUUUGGAAGAUCAAGAAAAUUUCAUAGUGUUCAGCCUUAUAGAGAGGGCAAGGUACCCCUACAACUAUCCUGCUUACGAUCCUUCUUAUUUAGGCCUGAAGAAUUAUUCCCUUGUGGAGGCCUUCGUCAGGGACACAGAGGCUAUUGAAGCCAACUUUGGAAGAUACCAGAACCCUGAGGAGCUUCCUUUCUUCCCAGAUUACAAAGCUUUUCCAUUAGUGCCUCCUUUCAAAUUUUCACAAAUCUUGUAUCCUCCUGCUUCAUCUAUUAAUGUAAGCAGAACUAUAUGGGAUAUGUACUUCAAUAAGCUCCUUCCACUAAUAGCCAUAGAAGGUGAUGAUGGAAACUAUCAGCAAGCAGCAGCAUCAGAUCUUAUUUGUUUGCAGGCCCUCUCCAAAAGAAUUCACUAUGGUAGAUUUGUGGCCGAAGUGAAGUUCAGAAACACCCCUUCAGAUUACCUCUCUGCAAUACAUGCAAAGGAUUCUGAAACUCUAACAAGACUGGUGACAUCAAAGACAGUUGAAGAAACAGUAACAGAAAGGGUGAAGAAGAAGGCCGAGGUAUUUGGCCAGAAUGUAACUCUAAGAGAAGCCUCAAAAGAUGGAAAUGAGACGACUAAAUACAAGGUGGAUCCUUCAGUUGUUUCUAAUCUCUAUGGCGAAUGGGUUAUUCCUCUUACCAAGCAAGUUGAAGUAAAUUACCUUCUGCAUCGCCUUGACUGAUGAGACCAGGAAGAUAGUUGAAUUGCCAGAUGCUAGAUUGCUAGUUGAAGUGCUGAAGGAAUUUCGUCACUUAGGAUAGAAGAAAAUGAAUUCUUAUGGAUGGUACUGCACUCACAUCAUUGUUCCUCAUUUGUAGUAUAAAAUAUUCUUUUAUAA
This is a messenger RNA of Dendrobium catenatum, 960 nucleotides long. RefSeq names its product chorismate mutase 2. Gene Ontology annotation, molecular function: chorismate mutase activity. The transcript is spliced from 6 exons. The record is from RefSeq and is a predicted model, not a curated record. Gene Ontology annotation, biological process: aromatic amino acid biosynthetic process; chorismate metabolic process. Bases 1 to 804 code for a protein of 267 amino acids. NCBI's taxonomy places the organism in Eukaryota, Viridiplantae, Streptophyta, Magnoliopsida, Asparagales, Orchidaceae. Gene Ontology annotation, cellular component: cytoplasm.